UUCAUUCACCCCAGAGCUGCAGGCUCAAAGCUUCUUGCGGAGAUUUCCCUCAUUCACUUUCUCUCUUCGUCCCCCGCCAUUCUGCCGAAAAUGGACCAGAACUAGAGAAUGCCCAGCCGGAUUUCUUUGUUGCUGCAGACGAACGCAAGACCCUUUGUAUGGAAAAACACUUUGUGUUGUUCCUGCAGACGCUGUGGUCUCUGCAUGGUAACUUUGAUUGGAGAAAGUGACGACUAAGGCCGUUCUUACCUCUUUGACGGCGUCGGUUUUUCUCACUUCCUACGCUCUCCUCCCACCUUGUUGAAUCGAUUUCUUCCACCAUCACUAAACCGAUCGAAUCAUCUCCUCUUUCUUGCACACUGGUACAUCCCCAAAUCCCGUCAGCCAUGGGGAAGAAUCGCAAACAGCAGAGAAACUCGAGCGAGAUGUCGCGGCGUGGAAAUCCGGCAGAAGGAAGAAUGGGCUCCAGGCGUUCUAGCUUUUAUCUCAUGCUCGCCAGAGAACAGGAUCGCUAUUCCAGAGACGGAGUCUCGUCUGGACAUCCACCCCACGGCUGGACCGGACCACCAUCGCCCUACACCCAUCCGCGCAACUCGAUGCAGUACGCCCCGGGUAUACACUACCCACCUGCCAUGCAGCAUCCUCAGACCCCCUCUCCCGGACACGGCCCAGGCUUGCCGUUGUAUCCUCCAUCCGAGAUGAACAUGAGAAUGAUGCCCGCGAAUGUUCCCAGUUCAUACUUUCUGCGGCGCAACGACACUAGAGGUCUGCGACAUCGCUUGUUCAACGAGGACUAUCGCUACGCGGGUCCGCAGCAGGUAAGAUCCUUUCCUUCUAGCUUCAUCCUUUCGUUCACAGUUGCGGUGGUGAUGCUUGUGUUGGACUUGCUAACAAAGGCGAUCUCUUUCGCAGGUCUAUGCCCCGCCCGAUGUCAACGGUCCCUUUGCAGAGCCCCCGGCGUAUGAGUACGCUGUGCCAAAUGAUAUACCCGAGAUCAAUGGACACAGGUCGGAAAAGUUCCAGUUGCGCGGGGAUGCGCCAGCAUUUGUGCCCGGAAUUCAGGCGCCCAUGGAGAAGUCCGAUGACGAGAGUGCUGUGCACAGUCUCGAUCAGUUUUAUUCGUCAGACUCUGGCAUUAAGAUCGAAGAGAUGGACCCUAAGUCUGACGAUGGUGAAAUGAAUUCGUCGGGGGAGAGGGUUGCUUGGUUGGUUGUCAGUAGUACUCGCUGAAUGAUGGAUGCAUAACCGGGGCUUGUUUCUAUUACUUUGACUGCUUUCCACAUCACUUCGGAUAGUCUGUCAUUUAUCUGUUCACUUGCGUUACCCAGCGACAUUUGUUAACUUCAAAUGCUUACGAAUCUCAAUCGGGAGAAACGUUUAUCGUAGCUCUCGCUGUUCCUCUAUAU
Molecule: messenger RNA, 1406 nt
Organism: Aspergillus melleus
Lineage: Eukaryota; Fungi; Ascomycota; Eurotiomycetes; Eurotiales; Aspergillaceae
Exons: 2
Coding region: 387-965 (192 amino acids)
Source: RefSeq, a predicted model, not a curated record